This is a messenger RNA of Staurois parvus, 1197 nucleotides long. Lineage: Eukaryota; Metazoa; Chordata; Amphibia; Anura; Ranidae. The record is from the annotation of a GenBank genome assembly.
AUGGCUUCUGGCAGUGAGGUGGAGAAGCUGCACUCCAGGAUCAGAGAACUGGAAGAGGAGCUGAGGAGAGUGAGGAGCACUCAGGACACACACAGGAGCAAGAUAGACAAGAUGAGUGCUGAGGUGGUGGACUCCAACCCAUACAGUCGGUUAAUGGCUUUGAAACGGAUGGGAAUUGUGGAAGAUUAUGAGAAAAUUCGCAGUUACACGGUGGCUGUGGUUGGUGUUGGUGGAGUUGGCAGUGUCACUGCAGAAAUGCUAACAAGAUGUGGCAUUGGUAAGCUGCUGCUGUUUGACUAUGAUAAGGUAGAGUUGGCAAACAUGAACAGACUCUUUUUCCAGCCACACCAGGCAGGUCUCAGCAAAGUGGAAGCCGCGGAGCACACACUGAGGAACAUUAACCCUGAUGUCCAAUUUGAAGUUCACAACUACAACAUAACAACCAUGGACAAUUUCCAGCAUUUUAUGGACAGGAUAAGCAAAGGUGGAUUAAAAGAAGGGGAACCAGUAGACCUCGUAUUGAGCUGUGUUGACAACUUUGAAGCGCGCAUGGCAAUUAACACUGCAUGCAAUGAACUGGAACAAAUCUGGAUGGAAUCUGGAGUCAGUGAAAAUGCGGUAUCCGGACACAUUCAGCUUGUUAAACCUGGAGAAACAGCCUGCUUUGCAUGUGCACCUCCUUUAGUAGUUGCAGCAAACAUUGAUGAAAAGACUUUGAAGCGUGCCGGUGUCUGUGCGGCCAGUCUGCCCACCACAAUGGGAGUUGUAGCUGGAAUACUUGUGCAGAAUGUUCUCAAAUAUCUCCUAAACUUUGGCACGGUGAGCUUCUACCUGGGAUACAAUGCAAUGCAGGAUUACUUCCCUACUAUGUCCAUGAAGCCUAACCCAUCCUGCAGUGACAGAUACUGUGUGCAACGGCAAGCAGAAUUCAAGUUAAAAGAAGCUGCACAGCCUAAACCUGAAGUUGUAGUCGAAGAAGAAAAACCUGUUGUACAUGAGGAAAACAAUUGGGGAAUUGAGCUAGUAUCUGAGGUUUCUGAAGAAGAGUUGAAGGAGGCUUCUGGACCUGUCCCUGUUCUACCAGAGGGAAUCACUGUAGCAUACACAAUUCCUGUUACGAAACCCACAUCAGGAGUUACUGUGGAGGACUCAGAGCAGAGUCUGGAGGAGCUCAUGGCUCAGAUGAAGAACAUGUAA